Molecule: messenger RNA, 9578 nt
Organism: Caenorhabditis sp. 36 PRJEB53466
Lineage: Eukaryota; Metazoa; Nematoda; Chromadorea; Rhabditida; Rhabditidae
Source: the annotation of a GenBank genome assembly
AUGACUCAUCUGGAUGAUCCUUCUCAACUGGACGCCGUAUUCUUGAAUCUUGGUAAAAUCCAUGCGAAGCAUGAGGAGCAACUCGGAUUUAGGUGAGAAUUAUUUCAGUUCUCUCUAAAUGCGUGUUUUCAGUGCUCACUACUGGUCAGUGUUCAAGGAGUGCGUCCUAUUCCAUUUUCGCAAAGCCAUGAAAGCCAAUAACAAGUUGUUCGAGUCAUUUAAGCAUAUCGGACGCCGAAAUUUUGUUUUCAGAUUCUCGAAGAAAUCUGAUAUGUCGUUCGCCGAGAUAGACUCAGCCAUCAUACUGUGGCGGGAGGUUCUCCGAUUUAUAAUUGAUCGUAUGAAAGUGGGAUAUUCCGAAACGGGCGCCAUACGGAAGGCCAAUAAACAGGCGAGGUACCUUAAACUUGUCCAAGUAAAAAGAAAAUGUUCAGAUCAUAAAUGGCCAGCACUCGAUCUCAGCUGAUGACUCCGGGCUGUCAUCUGGACUUUCCGUUGAGACGAAGCAAGAUCUGACUCAGGUACAAUCGUUUGGUUCCAAACACAUCCAUCGCAUGGCUCGUCAUUCUGUGGCCGUUAUUCGUCCAGCACCCUCGACUGGCACUCCGAUCUCGACCAGCGAGUCGACGACGACGUGCAAUCUGCUCAAAACGAUCGCAGCUAUUUCCCCGAAAUGUGUCCGACGGCGAUUUUCCUUGUCACCGCGCUCGCAUGUUUGAAGAUCAGAUACUCUUAGAAAACCUUGUACGGAUUUGAAAACUUCUUUAAAAAAUCUCUUCCUCGUCUCGAUAUUCAACUUCUAGAACUAAUUUCCUUAUCUCCUUAAUCCUCACGGUUCAAACAUUAUGAACGUCUUCCGCUCCAAUCUGCUUCAUUCUCUUCCGGGUAUGGUCCCGACAGACUUAUGUCACUCGCAUCUACUGUCGUCUGUCACAACCAGUGAUGUUAUGCUAUCUCUUACGUUCCAGGCACUUCGCAGACGAGAACUCUCCAUUAUCGUACCGGAAUAUUUCAUUUGCCGUAGAAAGUCAGAAGCUGAAGUUUCAGAUGAAACCUCCUCUCCUUCAUAGCAGGCAAUGAAAUUACAUCUCUACCCGUAUUUAUGAUGAAUAAAUGUUUUUGUAAUAAAUUGAGCUGUCACGUUUCUAUGGAGUUUUCUGAGAAAAGGUUUGACGUAAAACUGUUCUCUUUUUUUAAAUUUUUUUUAUUCUCUUCGCCCGGUUGUUUAUCGGCUAUGACUGUCUGUGCGAUUAAUAUUGGACGAAAAUUUUUUUAGUAAAUUUUUCCUUUGGAAGAUCUUCAUUGUCUCCGCGGUUCAACCGGGGUGACCAUAUUUUGGGGUGACCAUAUUUGGAAUAACCUUAUUUGGAAUGACCUUAUUUGGAAUGACCAUAUUUGGAAUGACCUUAUUUGGAAUGACCUUAUUUGGAAUGACCAUAUUCGGAAUGACCAUAUUUGGAAUGACCAUAUUCCGAAUGACUAUAUUUGGAAUGACUACAUUUGGAAUGACCAUAUUCCGAAUCAUAUUUGGGGUGACCAUAUUUUGGGGUGACCAUAUUUGGAAUGACCAUAUUUGGGAUUCACGGUAUUUCCCUGGUUCGCGGGGUUCGCUUUUGGCUGACCUGUCACUUUUUUCUCUGCGUCUCUCGUUCUAGCACACUCUCUCGUUGAUGGGCAUAAUCUGCUCCCCUAUACUACUCAUCUCAUUAAUUAAUUCUUCCUCAAUAUUGGUCUUAGUAUCCAUAAGAAUGUGCUCAUGAAAGAUCACUUUAUCAUCUAAAAAGUUGAGAUCAAAAUCAUUAAAACUCUUGAGAUUCACAAUCUCUUCGCUUCUAGGAAGUUUACCGAAGGAAGUUUUUCCUAAUGGGGCUAUUCAGACUGUGAAAAAAAUGAUUGUUUUCCGUUUUUUUCGUUUUUUUACGUCAAAAAAUCUAAUUCAGCGAUGUAAAAAAACGAAAAAAACGGAAAACAAACAUACGCUGAAUAGCCCCAUAAAGAACUGGAAAUAAUUCCUUGUGAAUAAGACCAAAUCUUAUCUCCAAGGGAUCGUAUUCUAAUGGGUAUUUGUUCUUGAGUAAGAGCUAAACUUCCUUCUAUUCCAAAAUGAGUUAGAUCUAUAAAUUCAAUCUCUUCAUCUCCUAAAGAUUUACAAAAUGUUACUUCUACAACAUCGUACAACCAAUAAAUGAAAUGUGGAAACAUGUAAAAUAAUAAGCAAUGAUUUUUGACGACGAUGCUCCUUCUGUUCGUUAGCAAUCUCUAUCCAUUAUGAAUCGCAUUUAUUGUGACAAGGAAUAAAAAAGUGAAGUUUGCAAAAGACGGUCGACCGGAUUUCGAGAUUUACGCUCGAUUAGAGCGCCAAAUCUCCGAUCGAAGCUUCUAAAACUGUUUAUCUGCCUUCGAACAAACAAUUGUUCAAUUUUGCGUGACGGUGUUGCACAGUGUGGCGCGCUUUCCCUUUUCCGACCUUUUGUCACUUUUUUCCGACCUUUUCGUAUAUUCUUCUGACCUUUUCGCAUAUUUUUCUGAUCUUUUGUCAUUUUCUUCCGACCUUUUGUCACUUUAUUCCCACCUUUUUGUCACUUUUUCCGACCUUUUGUCAUUUUUUUCCGUCCUUUCUGCACUUUUUCCGACCUUUUGUCAUUCCGACCUUUUGUCUUCCGACAUUUUUGAUUUUGCGACCUUUUGUCACGGACUCGUGUUUAGGCUAUGCCUAGGGAGCGCAAAGGAGGGGGCGCGGCCUGACGAAUUUUCUCCCGAUUUCCGCGCGCGCAUGUUUGACGGUCUGUAGUGAGGUCCCCAAAUGACGUACCAUACCCAAAACGGUUUACUUUAUGUAAUCGACCAUGCUGAAUCCAAUGUACAACUCAGUUUCUCAUGAAAACUUACCGUUCUCUCAAAAAAACGCGAAAACGAAAAUGAAAGUCAGUCUGAGAGCCCGUGUGGCCACAUUUAUGGCUACACGCGGCUAAUUUUCAGAUAUUUUACAGUUCAAGUGAUGGGGAAUCCGUUUUUGAAGUCAGAAUCGGAAUAGCUGUUGUCCGUUUUUUUUUACAGACCCUCAAACUAGAACAAAAAAUUGUGAAAAAUUUUCAGCGAUGACCAUACUUUUUUAUUUUUGGAAUCGAUAGAUAAACUCCUUGAGAACCCAAAUAUAAAUUUUCAGAGCCCAAGACCCCCUGGGAGAAUUUUUAUGUUCAUUUGAAUGGAGCUUGCUCGGUCAAAAUUUUAGUUUUCGGGGGAUUUGAGAGUCAGAAGUACCAUACACGCGGCCAAUUUUUACACCAUCGGAUUCAGCAUAAAAUUUCCGACCGAUCCAUGCUAAAUAUUUUCAUUUAGCUGUUGUCCGAAAAAAGUUACAGUCAGUUAUGUUUUGGAUUUCAGCCCGCAAAAGCACUAAUUUCACCAUUAGAAGGGGCCGCGCACACCGAACUUUUCAACGCCAUUGGCGGUCGGCGCGCCUUCGCCCGAUUAGCGCAGUGGCAGAGUGCUCACUCGGCAGUCUGGAGGUGUCGGGUUCGAAACUUUUGACCUCGAAAGAUGUUUUGCUUUUUUAGAACAUUAUUUUUCUUCAAUAUAUGUGUUGCCUCUUUGUUUUCAGCCACCAAACAGAGGCGAAAAACGCGUGCGGCGGACUUGCAGACGAGACUCCGCCCCCUCCUCUGCCGCCAACCGGGGAGAAAACAGGCCAACUUUGAAGGGGUGUAACUCGGGAUGUACCGAAAAUUUUGGAGAAAAAAGUUGGGAGCGUACUCAUAUAGAGUAGGGGAACACAUUCCAACAAGAAUUUUGUGGAAAUUCGGAGUUUUGCGAAACCCGUUGCGGUACCUAGCUAUGCCUUUACUAAAUAUCAGUGAUGGGAGCGAUGUAUUAUCCAUGCAUACCGAUAGCGACGAUGGACUAUCGCUUGAAACGUUAAAGUCUGGAUUUUCUGAUGCAACAAACUUAAUUAAUCCUGCUUAUGAAUCACGAAGGGUUCUACUGAGGUAUUUUCUUUUUUUUAAUCUUAAACAAAUAUUGUUUAGAUUUUGAAAUUUUUUUGUAUUUGAUUGAAAGAAUAUCUUAAUUAUAUUUUUUUAAAAAUUAUAUUUAUUUUUUUAGUAUCUCUGAUGGAAAAGUUAUUAAUCCGGAUGGAUGGGAUCCGAAUAUUACUUAUUUAGUUUAUAAUAGUUCGAGACCAUCAACACCAGCUGUUCAAGGUAUUUUAAAAAUAUUUUAUUGAUUUAUGUCAGUUUUUAAAUUAAUAGUCCGUUUUUUUAAAAUAUUUCACACCUUUUAUUGAUUUUUACAUUUUAAGAUUUAUUUUAAACAUUGUCAAUUAACUAUUUUUUUUAUUAAUUUCAGUUCCUUCACCGAUGAUGAUUGAUUUGCCCGCUUCUCCGAAUGAAGGUACUUUUUUAUCAUGAGUUCAAAGUAAUUUGUUGAUAUUAUAUUUUAGAACUAACAAUCGAACGAAUGAAAAAUUACGUUUACACCGUGGACGGAAUAGUUGCUUGCGCGACCGCGAUUACUGAUAAUGUGUUGGCUUCAUGUUAUCACUGUGUCAAGCAUUUUGUCACUAUUGGACCAAAUGCUGAUGAAAUUCAGUCUCAUCGAGAUGCUGUUAUUGAUCUCACACAUGCAAUGAAAGGUCAAAAAAUUCAAGUAAAGAUCCGUGCCUAUUCAAUUGAGAAAGAUAUUAUAUUGCUACAAUCUGACGAGAAUUUGAUGGUAAAUGAUGAACUCCAAUUUCGCCACGCAUAUUUUGGUCAACCUUAUUAUCUACUUGUCAGUUUUACACAUGAGCCCAUUUGCAUAAUCAUUAAUUAAUUUCUUUAGGGAACACCAAUUUCUGAUGAUGGUAAUCCUCUUCAAGUGCUAAGCGGCAGAAUCUCAGCCAAAUUGGAAGGCAACUUAUUGUCCGUUGGCCAUUCUUUGCACGGACAUGGAUCGGCACGUCCUGGAGCGUCCGGUGGUCCAGUUUUUGGCCGACAAUUGCUUGCUGGUAAACCAUCGUUGUUGGGUAUUGUAGCUGCUGGCCAGACUAUUUCACACCAAACGAUGUUGAAAACAUUCAUUUCAGCUAAUUAUGUAAAAAUUAUUUCUACUGGAACAUUGCAUGAUGCUUAUUUGUUGUCGGAAACAGGCCUCUUUAAGUUGAAUUAAUAAAUUAUUUGUUGAUGUUGUAUACUAGUGUUGUCUUUUCUUUUCAGAAAAGGACGGUUCUUUAGUUUAUUUUUCUCGGAAUUGUUUUCGUGAUUGGCUUAGUCUCGGCGAGACUAAGCACCAGAUGAUGAUGGGAAUGUGCCCAAAAAAUCCAAACACUCGUUUCGAUACGAAAAUGUUUAUUGGAGCUAAAAUCACAAAACAAACAGUAAAAUUAAACGUAAGAACAAUUCGAAUGCCGGGACGCAGCCUUAUAUAGGUUCCCUAACAUAAACAAAAAAUGGGGAAAUGGGGGGAGCUUCGAUUGAGUCCUGGCACCGAUGAAUGGGGCUUGGGAAUGGGACGAUGAGCUUCAAUUGAGUCCUGGUGUCGAUGAAUGGGGAAUAGGAACGAGACGAUUUGUUGUGGUCGACGGUGUCGGGCGGUACCAUUCCGAUUCGUCUGCGUCCUUUUGGUUCCAUAACAUCAACCGAGUCAAUGAAGCCGAACCGCGACCAAGGAAUCAAUGGAAGACCAUCCACUGAUGGUCUACCGUAUCUUCCUCUCGCGUUUGACGCGACAAGUGUGAUAAAAAGCAAUCUGAGUUUUUGUGAGUUGAUAGAAAAGACUUGAUUAUCGAUGAUUUUGAGAUGUAAAUAAUGUAUUAUUGCGGAUUUUAGUCUAAAUGUACUCUAAAAAUUCAAAAGUGGGCAAAAUGGUCACUUCUACGUCCAGCCUAAAAGUGUCGUUUUUCAAAAAUGACUGAUUUUCGAUGAGCUUAGACACUUUUUUGAUGAAAAUAAGCCUUAAAAUAGUCAAAAAGUGCAAAAAACGUCAUUUGGGCAAAAUGACCGUCCAGCGUCAACCAUUUGUAUACUACUGCGUUUGAAGCAUACUCUUUGGAAGAAACUAGUAUUCAUGUAGUGUAAGAUCCUCAAAUCUUCACUUUUCUACUCUCCUAUAUUCAGCCAUUCUAUUCCGUCUGUUCAUUCCCCCUUUAUUGGAAUUGGAAUCCCCGUUGUCCUUUCGUUCGAAUCUCACGAGACUCGUCAACAUUUUAGAAGACUUCCAUUUUUGUUCGGUUUAAUGUCUUCACAACUCUUCCACUUCCAUUUUUUCGAUAGUCUUCUAACCAAUAAUCAUCUACCGUAGUCUGCUCCAUUUGAACUUCAACACCAGUUGGUCAUCUUUUUUCGCAUGUAGAGUCGUUAAUAACUGCCUUCUCGAGUUUCCUGCCAAAAUUUUUAUUUUGUGGCAAUAAAACUUCAAAAAGCGAAAAUAAUUCACGAACGGAGCACUCGAUUUUAUCUAUGCUCUUUCCCACCAUUUUUUGUUCUCAUUCGGCGAAUGGACGGAAGAAUCUUCGGCAUUUAAUUUCCAUGGUACAACAAUUUUAGGGCACAACAGGGUACAACUUUUUCAAUUUUAGGGUACAACCAGACUUGCAACGGGCCGGGCUUUAAAAAAAUUUUACAAGUCCCGUUCAGCCAGAAAUGUUAUUUGAACAAAAAAAAUUUUUUUUCACCAGUUCGACGAGCUUUCUAUCCAUUUUCGAGUUCGAAACUGACUGUUCGCGAAGCCAUCUUUAUCACUCGAAAACGUCUCCUCGCGCUUUUUUCAUCGAAAAUUAGGAAAAAAUCGUGGAAAAUUCGCACACGCGUACAUGUUUAUUAAAGGACCAGGGAACCCAAAAAUUUUUUUAUGUUUUUGUGAAAUGUUUUUGUGACUGUUUGAAUUGUCUCUUAUUGCCUCAUACACUGGUGAAAUGCUGCCUCUCAAAAAUGCCAAUGAACGAAACGGCAUGCAGUUGAAGUUGUGGCCGUGGCCUAGCGCCAAUGGCCGAAAAAAAUAUAUAAAAAUAUGCGCUUCUCGGCCAUUUUAUUUUUUUCUGCUUUUUUUUACCGGUUUUUCCAAAAAAAUUCACGGUUUAUCCCAUUUUUUUCAGUUGAUUGACAUUUGUUCGGCACUUACUUAUUUUUUCACUGCUAAAAAAUUGUUUUCAUUCAGUCGAUAUGAAGUGCCAAAAUGGGAGAAACCGUGAAUUUUUGCAAAAAAACCGGUAAAAAAGCGGAAAAAAUAAAAUGGCCGAGAAGCGCAUAUAUUUUUAUAUAUUUUUCGGCCAUUGGCGCUAGGCCACGGCCUCAACUUCAACUGCAUGCCGUUUCGUUCAUUGGCAUUUUUGAGAGGCAGCAUUUCACCAGUGUAUGAGGCAAUAAGAGACAAUUCAAACAGUCACAAAAACAUUUCACAAAAACAUAAAAAAAUUUUUGGGUUCCCUGGUCCUUUAAAAAAAUCAGUUCAUUGGAGAAAAAGUAAAAGAACAGAGGUGUAAAGCGAUAUGAAGAGAGACAAUGAGAAAAUGCUAAUCACGAAUCUCGCAGUGUGUGCUUUUGAAAUCUUAAAAUUAUUAAACUGUCUAAGUCUCAGUAAUUUUGAUUUUGUAGUGAUUGAGAUGGUAAAGUAGUUGAGAUAAAUGAAGUAAUUGAGAAAUUGUAGUAGUUGAGAUAUGGAGAAGUAAUUGAGAGAAAAGGAGUAAUUGAGGCAAUAUAGUAAUUGAGGCGAUAUAGUAAUUGAGAGAAAAGAAGUAGUUCAGCAUGUAGUAAUUCUGUGUUUGCCUGAAAUUUUGGAAACAAAGGAACGUCAUGCUUUUGUAUGUUGUUUUGAGUUGGAAUGAAGGUUUUGAAUAAGCCACAAAAAAUGCAAAAAACCAUGUUGUUGUGCCCCAAAAUUGCAAGAAAUUGUGCCCGAAAAUUAUGAAACAAUUAUACCCCAAAAUUGUUGUGCCCUCGAAUUGUUGUACCCUAAAGUGUAUUUUAAAAAAUUGUACCCUGAAAUCGAUGAAGUUGUACCCUAAAAUUGAAAAAGUUGUACUCUGCUGUGCCCUAAAUUUGUUGUACCAUCGAAAUUAAAUGCCAGAAUCUUCAACCUCAAGAUGAUGUGGUGAAUUGAGAAAAGAAAAUAGUUAUAAACGAAAUUUAUGCAGUCCUCCGCGCCGAAAAUUAUGAAAGAGAUUUUAUAAUUUGCAUAAGAUUUGCAAUUCAGUUAUAUUUGUCACUUUUACUCGCUUCCAUCGAAACUGUUAGUACAUUUUCCAGUAUCAAGAUGAUGGAAUCACUUUCUCACCUCACGCCAACAGAUCGAGAAAUUCUGAACAAGUCGUGGGCAAUCGUGUCAAAGUGAGUACCACUCUCAAACCAUUGAAUCCCAUUCAUCUCAGAGACAUGCAACAAGUGGCUGUCAAUAUAUUUCAAAUGAUUUUUGAACAAGCUCCAGACGCGAAGCUUAUGUUCUCAUUCAUGAUGAAAGACUACAAGUGCGUUAGACUUCAGAUGCUCAAUGACUGUUCUCUUUCUACAGGGAGGACAAGAAAAGUAACGAGUUUAUCUUUCACGCAGUCCGAUUUAUUCAAGUAAUUGAAUCCACAAUGACUCAUCUGGAUGAUCCUUCUCAACUGGACGCCGUAUUCUUGAAUCUUGGUAAAAUCCAUGCGAAGCAUGAGGAGCAACUCGGAUUUAGGUGAGAAUUAUUUCAGUUCUCUCUAAAUGCGUGUUUUCAGUGCUCACUACUGGUCAGUGUUCAAGGAGUGCGUCCUAUUCCAUUUUCGCAAAGCCAUGAAAGCCAAUAACAAGUUGUUCGAGUCAUUUAAGCAUAUCGGACGCCGAAAUUUUGUUUUCAGAUUCUCGAAGAAAUCUGAUAUGUCGUUCGCCGAGAUAGACUCAGCCAUCAUACUGUGGCGGGAGGUUCUCCGAUUUAUAAUUGAUCGUAUGAAAGUGGGAUAUUCCGAAACGAGCGCCAUACGGAAGGCCAAUAAACAGGCGAGGUACCUUAAACCAGACUUGCCAAAUCCCGGGCCGGCCCGGUUUUGGCCCGGCCCGGUCGGCCCGGCUCCGCCCACUCUUGAGAAAAUUUUCGUAAUUUUUGUGAAAAUUUUGCGACUUUAAACAGCAAUUUCUAUUUUUUAACAGGUUUUUAUGCUAUAACAUUGCCUUUUUAAGUCUAUAAAAUUUUAAGUCUAUAAAAUUAUGUUCGUUUCGAAGUUCUAGUUCGCUUUGAAUUUUUAGGUGCAUCCCAAAAUUUCCAAUUUUGGCCCGGCCCGGCCCGGCCCGUUGCAAGUCUGCCUUAAACUUGUCCAAGUAAAAAGAAAAUGUUCAGAUCAUAAAUGGCCAGCACUCGAUCUCAGCUGAUGACUCCGGGCUGUCAUCUGGACUUUCCGUUGAGACGAAGCAAGAUCUGACUCAGGUACAAUCGUUUGGUUCCAAACACAUCCAUCGCAUGGCUCGUCAUUCUGUGGCCGUUAUUCGUCCAGCACCCUCGACUGGCACUCCGAUCUCGACCAGCGAGUCGACGACGACGUGCAAUCUGCUCAAAACGAUCGCAGCUAUUUCCCCGAAAUGUGUCCGACGGCGAUUUUCCUUGUCACCGCGCUCGCAUGUUUGAAGAUCAGAUACUCUUAG